AUGAGUUCUUCUACGAUCAUCGUGAUCGUCUGGAUCGUCAUUGGAUUCCUGAUCAGUGGUCACCUUUUUAGCGGUCGAGUCGAAGCGAGGGAAAAUUUCCAUCAUCAUCGUUAUCCUCAUCGACGACACGAGCAUUUCUAUAUCACAUCGAAAGAAAGCGAAAAUAGAGAGAGUGAUAGCAUUGCUUUGGACGAUUUGAUCUACUCGAUUGAACGCGGCGACGGUGAUUCCACGAUACCAAAACUACAACCGGUCAUACAUCAACCAACGAUAUCGCGUAUCGCGGCCCCAACAGAUUUACCAGGAUCUCGUCGAGGUGUUAUCGAAGCCGAUGCUACCUCCGACACUGAAAUAAUCAAGAAACUACUGAACAAAGGUUAUGAUUGGAGAGUAAGGCCGCCUGGAAUCAAUUUAACGGCAAAAGGCAGCCAUGGACCAGUCGUCGUAAGCGUCAAUAUGCUCAUUAGAAGCAUAUCCAAAAUUGACGACGUGAAUAUGGAGUACAGUGUCCAGUUGACGUUUCGAGAAUCAUGGGUGGAUGGUCGGCUCGCUUACGGAUUACCUGGAGACAAUAAGCCGGACUUUCUGAUACUAACAGCUGGACAACAAAUUUGGAUGCCGGACAGUUUUUUUCAGAACGAAAAACAAGCUCAAAAACAUAUGAUCGACAAACCGAACGUAUUGAUUAGAGUGCAUAAGGAUGGUCAAAUCCUCUAUUCCGUCAGGAUAUCGCUGGUUCUGUCGUGUCCGAUGCAUCUGCAGUACUAUCCGAUGGAUGUUCAAACGUGCUUGAUCGAUUUAGCCUCGUACGCUUACACGGACAACGAUAUUGAAUAUCGCUGGAAGGAAACGGAUCCAGUACAGCUCAAAGACGGACUGAACUCCUCCUUACCAAGUUUUCAACUGAACAAAGUUUCAACGACAUAUUGUACUAGCAAAACUAAUACGGGUACUUACUCAUGUUUACGCACGGUUUUGGAGCUUAGAAGACAAUUUAGUUAUUACCUUCUUCAACUCUAUAUACCUUCUUCAAUGUUGGUCAUUGUAUCGUGGGUAUCGUUUUGGUUGGAUCGUACAGCUGUACCGGCUAGAGUAACGUUAGGCGUUACAACCUUACUUACAAUGACUACUCAGGCUUCUGGUAUAAACGCUAAACUACCACCGGUAUCCUACACAAAAGCUAUCGAUGUAUGGAUUGGUGCAUGUCUGACGUUCAUUUUUGGUGCUUUACUGGAAUUUGCCUGGGUAACGUAUAUUUCAACCAGAACACUUAAUAAAAAUAGUCGGCAAGAACCACGAACAGGAUCGUUAAUAUUGUCGAAUCAACAUGUUGUUAUACCGCAUACAACGAUAGACUUACGGGCACGGACGGACGGUGAAGUUUGGAUGAAACGGAAUCGGUUCGAUGAUGCAGCUGAGCUAUUAGUUCUUGGGCCGCGGACGACUAGUCGUAUAAGCCGUCUUCAACGGAUGCUGCGGAAAUCCUGCUUAGUCGUAUGGAUACGACAACAACUUGAGCCAGCCGAUAGCGCAAAGAAGGCAGAUCUCGUUUCUAGAGCUCUGUUUCCGUUGUGCUUCAUCGGUUUCAAUAUUUUGUACUGGACAAACUACUCACAGUAUCACGUGACGGGACCACGGUAG
Necator americanus (New World hookworm) is the source of this 1641-nucleotide messenger RNA. RefSeq lists its product as uncharacterized. The record is from RefSeq and is a predicted model, not a curated record. Gene Ontology annotation, cellular component: plasma membrane; synapse; neuron projection. Gene Ontology annotation, biological process: chemical synaptic transmission; regulation of membrane potential; signal transduction. The transcript has 16 exons. The coding region runs from base 1 to 1641 and encodes 546 amino acids. Lineage: Eukaryota; Metazoa; Nematoda; Chromadorea; Rhabditida; Ancylostomatidae. Gene Ontology annotation, molecular function: transmembrane signaling receptor activity; excitatory extracellular ligand-gated monoatomic ion channel activity; transmitter-gated monoatomic ion channel activity involved in regulation of postsynaptic membrane potential.